AUGCACUGGUUUAUGUUCGACUUUGUGCCUGUGGAACUUUUACAUUCUAUUUUCGACUAUCUUUGGACUAAUGAAAUCCUUAAUUCAUUUCUAAAUAUAAAUGACUAUCUUGAUAAUGUCAUAGUGAACUGCAAUGGCUCAUUUCUCAACUUUCAUUCGAUUUCCAGACCAUUAUUUGAUCUCAUUUGCCGUCGUCUACGACCAAAUCACGUAAUCUCACUCGUCUUAUCAGAUAGUAAUGAUACACCAGGUCAAUGCCAACUACUUUUCUCUCGUUUUUCAAUUGAACAGUUUAGUCAUCUCCGUGCACUUACGCUGAUUAAUAUCGACGAUGACAGUGAAUCAUUUUUUACUGGUCUCGAUAAAAUUGAAAGUCUAAAAUUCCUUGAAGUAACGCCAAAACAUUAUAAUCGAUAUCUCCAAAUUAUGCCUAAACUCGUACGAUUCGUUGUAAAAUAUCAGUAUGUUGUUUAUUUUGAAAGUUUUAUUUAUAUCACUCGAAUUCAACUACUUCACCUGCGUCAUUCAACUUUAACAAAUUGUUCAUACUUCAUACUCAAAGAUAUAUUUCGUUAUGCACCAAUGCUCGUCUCACUUAAUAUUUCAAUUAUGUUUGAGAGUCGUGAACAGAUCGAAAACUUUGUUACUAUCAAUCAUGGAAAGUCACCAAUUCAUCUCAUUAGUCUCUCUGUGUCGAUUGAUGUCUUUAGUGGUUACAACUGGUCAAGUGUAAUUAUUUCCCGUAAUCAUGUAGAACAAUUUCUCGUGCAUACGCCUCGUCUACGACAACUUGAACUUAUCGUUGACUGUGAUGGAAACAACAAUCUUAGUUAUGGUGAUCGCUGGGAAAGGUUCAUCGUUGAACGAUUACCACGACUUAGAACUUUUUAUUUCAAGUUUAAGUUAGAAAACGUCUAUCGUAACGAACAGACUGUACUUGGUCAUUUUCACACUCCAUUUUGGCUGGAUAAACAUCGACCUUGGUUUGUAGCAUACGAUCGACAGCGUUCACUUUUAUUCACCGUACCUCACUUUGCUCAUCGCUCAAUUGCGUAUUCUGAAAUGCCAGUAUUACCUCACUCGACAACACUGCCCAUCGAACAGCAUGCCCGACUUUAUAAUAUGAUUACCGAACUCACAUUUGAUUCGAUAAAAAACGAACCAGAUUAUUGCUAUAAGGAAGUAGAAAAACUUGUGCUCAUCGGUCUCGAAAUCAACAGGGCAUUGAUUGAUCUUUCUCGAGUGCAAUAUUUAAGUGUAAAUUCAUCUUCAUGGUCAUUAGACAUGAUUGUUCAACUCAUUUGGUAUUCGAUGCCUUGCCUUCAUUAUCUCAGUUUCAAUUGUAGAUUGUCUUUAAAAUAUUCGAAUUCUAUUAUUCCUCUAGAACAGAUUCGUAUUCUACAAAUGCCCUUCUUUGCUUACUCAGCAAAUAAUGAGAAUUUUGAUUGGAUUCAACUUUUUCCACGUGUUGAACGAUUAUCGAUUACCGUGAAUAGUUGUCAUGAAUUGGCAAUUUUAAUUGAUCAAUUCAAUAAUAUCUCCUAUGCUUCAUUUACUGUUAAUAAUUCUUGCAUUAAUGUUAGAAGAAAUUUGUGGGAGCCUCGAAUAACACGAGAAUGGCUUGUUCGAAAUACACGCCGACUGACAACAUUAGACAAUAAUAGUUUUACUUGUCGAUUUGACAAUAAUAACAUAUUUAAAGUGUAUCUAUGGAUCGGUGAAGAUUGUAAACAACAAACAACGGUAUGUCAUUGUAGCUGA
Rotaria socialis is the source of this 1761-nucleotide messenger RNA. NCBI's taxonomy places the organism in Eukaryota, Metazoa, Rotifera, Eurotatoria, Philodinida, Philodinidae. The record is from the annotation of a GenBank genome assembly.